GAUCCAGUACGGAAAUGUGUUUCGUAGUUCCGUGUUGCACAUGUCGUGUUGGGUUAGAUUAACUUCACAACUAUAGCAAUGCUGUAAAACAAGUAUUGUUGUUUAUCUGUAUUAGUCACACCCAACAGCAAAACCCUUAGUAAGUACCGGACACGCAACUACCAAAACGAAGAGGAACAGAGUAGCUAGCUCAUUCUCUUUAUGAGCUGAUGUGCUUCUCCGAUAAGGUCACGGCGAACAGGAAGUACUUUACCUGAAAAUUAGCACAUCUGGAUGUGAAUAGAUCAUCUAAGUCAUGGCUCAAAGGGAGCUGAAGGAAGCUUUUAUCAGUAAUCUCACCGGGACCAGUCUGGGAGAGGUGGCCCUGGGAUCAUUCCUCACCCCAGUAUGCCUCAUCAUCAGAGGGCUCAUCUUGAUGAUACACUAUCAGGCCAAAGGGACUCUGCCGCUGCCGCUUCCACUGAUUUCUCAUCUGUUUCUUGAUCUCUUUCUGCUCAUUUUCCCCCUUGUCCUGUCAUGUACCGUGCUGAGCAGCAUUCUUCACCUAGUCAUAAUUACCUUAUAUAUUAUUUCAACGUGUCUAUUUUGGUGUAUUUAUCGUAGCAGCAGUCAUUCGCCUGCUCAGCACCUACAGAAGACUGUCAGCACUUUCCUGCAGAGUCACGUCCAGUUCAACCAGAUUCCCUUCGUGACUCUCUUCAGAGUAUUUGUUAAUGUGAAAACGACCAUCAGCAUUCUUGCCGUAGACUUUAUUAUCUUUCCAAGACGAUAUGCUAAAACAGAAACCUACGGGACAGGGGUUAUGGACUUUGGAGUUGGAGCAUUUGUCUUUGCAAAUGCUCUUGUAUGUCCAGAGGCCCGAGGGAAGGGGAUCUCUGGAUCCAAGAUGCGUCACAUUACAAAGCAGAUCCAGUCUGUCUGGCCCCUGCUUGCUCUUGGCAUGGCAAGGCUGCUGAGUGUUAAAAUGACUGGUUAUCACGAGCAUGUGACAGAAUACGGGGUCCACUGGAAUUUCUUCUUCACACUUGCUAUUGUCAGAGUUGUGGUGUCCAUGCUCCUGGUGGUUCUACCUACUAGACAUUUGUGGGUCUUUUCCCUCCUGAUCAGUGGAUUGUAUCAGUUCAUUCUGGAGACAACAGAGCUGAAGACUUUCAUUAUCCACAACAGCGACAGAGAAAAGGACUUUCUGCAUGCUAACAAGGAGGGUAUAUUCUCCAUAGCAGGUUAUGUAGCCAUCUAUCUAGCGGGAGUUCAGAUUGGACUCUAUGUGAUGCAACCAAGAUCUCAAGUUCGAGAGUGGCUCAGGAUGCUUUUUCACCUCUUACUGGGUAGUGUUGUGCUGUAUGCUGCUUUGUGCACAUGUCAGACCUUUGUAGAGCCAGUCUCUCGCCGAUCAGCUAAUUUGUCCUUUGUGCUCUGGAUUGUCGCUCAGUCUAUGUUUUUUAUGUCCUGUCUUUGUGUGGCUGAUAUGAUUUUGCUGUUCUCGAAACGAACAUCUGGUUGUCCCUUUGUACCUACAUCACUGAACGUGUAUAAAAAAGACGCAGACUCCAACCCUGCUGAUGAGAAAAAGAGAGGUGAAAUUGAAAGUCUGUGCAUCGUUCAAGCCAUCAGCAGGAAUCAGUUGUUGUUUUUUUUGCUUGCAAAUGUUCUGACGGGAUUGACCAACGCUGUUGUGGACACACUGACUUGUAGUAGUUCAUUUUCAGUGUUUGUUUUGCUCCUCUACAUGUUCAUGAAUUGCUUUGUAAUAUAUGUUUUGCAUGUUUGUGGAAUCACAUUAAAAUUCUGGUGAAUUUGCAUAUGUAUGAUGCUUUCAAUUUCUGUUUAGUUUUAUGUAAAUUUCAUUUGAAGAUUUUAUUAUUUUAUGAUGUACUUGUGU
This is a messenger RNA of Cololabis saira (Pacific saury), 1882 nucleotides long. It is a transcript of the gene pigw, whose product is annotated as phosphatidylinositol glycan anchor biosynthesis, class W. Gene Ontology annotation, molecular function: glucosaminyl-phosphatidylinositol O-acyltransferase activity. The record is from RefSeq and is a predicted model, not a curated record. The coding region runs from base 296 to 1795 and encodes 499 amino acids. Gene Ontology annotation, biological process: protein localization to plasma membrane; GPI anchor biosynthetic process. Gene Ontology annotation, cellular component: membrane; endoplasmic reticulum. NCBI's taxonomy places the organism in Eukaryota, Metazoa, Chordata, Actinopteri, Beloniformes, Belonidae. The transcript is spliced from 3 exons.